AUGUGGGAGAAGAACAAGGAUGGAAGCUACAAGGGUGUUCUAUACGCUCUCCCAGAUAGAGGAUGGCAGGGCACCAUAAACUACCAGCCCCGGAUCCACAAAUUCGGGAUUACAUUUACACCUAAGCCCAGCGCUACCGUCGCAGCUCCCUCCGGCCCUAAUCUUGUCUUCACGUACAUGGAUACCACCCUUCUCUAUGGGCCGGAUGGGAAGACUCCAUGUACAGGACUUGAUGCCGAUCCCACUGGCCACAUUUCCUAUCCUGGAUUCCCUCCCCUUCCUGGAGCUACGUUUCUUGGUGAUGGAUGGGGUAACGGGAAUACUAUUCAGCGAGCAAUCACCAUCGAUGGUGAAGGUCUUGCACUUGGCAACGACGGAACUUUCUGGAUUAGCGAUGAGUAUGGGCCAUACGUUUACCAAUUCAAGCCAAAUGGAAAGAUGAUCACAGCUAUCAGACCCGUAGAUGCGAUCAUUCCUAUGCGGAAUGGAACCGAGUCGUUCUCGGCUAACUCGCCGUACCUCUUCCCUGGUCCUCCUGGGUUCGGGAAUGGUGUUAUUCCAGCUGACAACCCCACUGGUCGCGAUAACAAUAAGGGUUUCGAGGGAAUGACAUUGAGUGGAGAUAGAAAGACAUUAUUCGUUGCUCUCCAAGCAGCAGACAAUCAAGAAGGUGGACUUAAGGCUACAGGUCGUCGCUAUAUCCGUCUUUUGAAGUACGACAUCACCGUCUCCUCCUCACCACGCUUCGCCCGUGAAUACGUAGUUCCCCUCCCAUUCCAAAACGCAGCACAUACUAAAGUUGCGGCCGAGUCUGAGAUCUUCCAUAUCCAAGAUGGAUCCUUUUUCAUCCUCGCACGAGACUCCGGUGCUGGUCAUGGACAAGCCAGCCCAACCUCCGUCUACCGCCACAUCGACAUCUUCAACGUCGACCUCGCAACCAACAUCAAAGGCCAGCAUGAUUGCUCUACAUGCGCCAUCGCAGAUGCAAACGGUGUUCUCAACACUGGCAUUACUCCAGCCGAGUACUGCUCCUUCAUCGAUUUCAAUAUCAAUGCACAGCUUAACCGCUUUGGCGUCCACAACGGCGGUGUGCAGGAUCAAUUCCUAUUGAAUGAGAAGUGGGAGAGUAUUGGAAUGGUGCCUGUUGACGGGAAGCAUGGCGAUGAUGACGAAUGGUUCGUCUUCAGUUUAUCUGAUAACGAUUUCAUUACCCAGGAUGGCUUUUUGAAUUUCGGACAGAGUCCGUAUAAGGAUGCAAGUGGCUUCAAUCUUGACAACCAGGCUCUGGUUUUUAGGAUCAAGCUCCCGAUCCACUCGGCGCCAUUCCCAGUGUAG
Hyaloscypha bicolor E is the source of this 1335-nucleotide messenger RNA. RefSeq lists its product as uncharacterized. Bases 1 to 1335 code for a protein of 444 amino acids. The record is from RefSeq and is a predicted model, not a curated record. The transcript is spliced from 3 exons. NCBI's taxonomy places the organism in Eukaryota, Fungi, Ascomycota, Leotiomycetes, Helotiales, Hyaloscyphaceae.